CAGUUUUUGACGUUGGUUUGUUUUUGUUGUGAUCUUUUGCGAUCAGAAAUAUUAUUUUGAAUUUCUGGAUAGUGUGUAAACGAUAGAGUUCAAAUAAUAAAUACGCACCACAAAUAGCAUUGAUUAUCAGCAUGGAAUAUAGAAUGAUGUUGUAUUUACAAAAAUGUUUGUACUUCAAUUUCUAUCUUUUCAUAACAUGGGUGUUUGUUGUUGGCUUUUUUCUGUACACAAAGUUGAAUCGUCUUGGUCACCUAACAAGGUAUCUCUCUUUGACGGUGUAUACUUUGCUAAUUGUUAUUGAAUCUGCAAGAAUCUAUCUCGGUGACUAUGGAAACCUUUCCCGUGGGGUACCAGAAUUGGCAGGAUUUCUGAUGCUGACAAUACUGAUGCAGAUCCCCCUCCUCAGCUUCUUCCUAUUCAACCCUUUCCUGAUGAGUACACCUAUGGAGAUGACACUUCAUGCUAUGCUGUGGUUGAUCACGUUUGCAGAAAUCAUAUGCAGCUACACAGCAUUGAGACAAGCAUCCAGUUAUGCUAAAAGUGUUUACUUCUUACAGUUUUUAGAGAAGGAACAGUGAUCUAGAAUGGAAACGGAUUAUUUCUGUAACUAAGAAAUGGUAGGUUAUUGUUUUUGCUUGGUAUCUACUGUGAAACUAUCCACUUGUUUAAGUAUUUUUUACCAAAGACGAAUUGGUAGAUUUAAGAUGAGUAUAGUUUGCAAACAUUCUGUCUGUUGGUACAGAAGACUAGUCAACCUCUGUGAUGAUUUAAAUAACUACUGCAAAGGUAGGAAUGAUUACUCAUAGAAUUACUUGAAAAAAGUUUAUUAUGUUGUUGCACAACAUUAAAUGCUCACUUUUAAUUAAUUUAGGACUUGAAUAUUUGAAUAUAAGAGUGAAAGUGUAUGAAAGCAAAGCUUUGGUAUUUUAAAUUAGUAUAACAAUCUAUAAUAAUUAAAUACUAAUGGAUACACAUGUCUGUAAACAUAAUUUUAACCUAAACUAAGAAUUGAGAUAUAACAGCAAUUAUCAAAGAUUAAAUAUAAUAAAUACA
Messenger RNA from Helicoverpa zea (corn earworm), 1053 nucleotides. Its product is annotated as transmembrane protein 17B-like. The transcript has 3 exons. The coding region runs from base 132 to 578 and encodes 148 amino acids. NCBI's taxonomy places the organism in Eukaryota, Metazoa, Arthropoda, Insecta, Lepidoptera, Noctuidae. Gene Ontology annotation, biological process: non-motile cilium assembly. Gene Ontology annotation, cellular component: ciliary transition zone. The record is from RefSeq and is a predicted model, not a curated record.